Molecule: messenger RNA, 13033 nt
Organism: Podarcis lilfordi (Lilford's wall lizard)
Lineage: Eukaryota; Metazoa; Chordata; Lepidosauria; Squamata; Lacertidae
Source: the annotation of a GenBank genome assembly
CUCCAGGGCGAAGAAGGGCAGGAGAGGCGGGCCUGCUGCUCGACGACGCGAUGAUGGCGGCGGCCGCAGCGGCGGCGGCUUCGGGCUCGGCCGGCCGGGCCCCGGUGCUGCUCUCGUGCCUGCUGAGCCACCUGGGCGGCCUCCUGGUGGCGGCGGCGGCGGGGCAGGCGCAGGUGGAGGUGCUGCUCUUGCCGCCUCCUCCUUCUCCGCCGGCGCCCGAAGAGCAGCCGGCGCAGGCCGAGGGAAGCGGCCCCGGCGGCAGCAGCAGCUACACUCUGCAGGGCGCGCUGCUGGGCAGGCCCGGCCUGGAGCCGGAGCCGGAGCGCGGGGAGAAGCGGCCUCAGGAAGAGGGCGAGGAGGAGGCGGCGGAGGAGGAAGCCAUCCGGGGCAGCCUCGUCCUGGUGAGCGGCGGCCCCCCGACGACCCUCUCGCAGUGGGGCGACCCACUCCCCCCCCCGUCGCCCUUCUCAAUGAACCCCCCUCCCCUCUCCAGAUCUGUUUGGGGAUCCCCCCCUUCCCCGUUAAAGAUCCACCCUCAGGGCUCUUGCCAACCCCUCCACUCCCUGUAAAGAAUAGGAAUAAGAAGAAUAACAGCAACAAAAUACCAUCCCCUUUCCCUCCCCCUCAGUAAAAUGGCUGGGUAAGAACCUGCUGCUCUCUGCAAAUAAUUAUAAUUAUAACCAUUGUAUGUCUCUCUCUCUCUUCCCCCCAUCGCCCCACAACAAAAGGGUUAGGUAGAAACAGGCUCUCUGUAAAUAAUAAUACAGUAAUAAAAACAAUAACAGUAACAAAUACUCUUUCGCUUUCCCAUGGCUGGGUAGGAACCUGCACCCUGCAGAUAUUAGUAGCAGUAAUAAUAAUAAUAAUAAUAGUAAUAUUAAUAAUAGUAGUAGUAGUAGUAGUAAUAACAACCAUUGUCUCUUCUCCCACCCCCCAACAAAAGGACUAGGUAGAAACAGGCUCCCUGUUAACAACAGCAGCAGCAGCAGCAACAAAUACCCUUUUCUCUCCCCCCCCCCCCAUAAAAUGGCUGAGUAGGAACCUGCUCAACAUGAACAAAAACAACUGCCUCUCCCCCCACCCCCAACAAAAGGGCUAGGUAGGAACCGGCUCCUGUUAAAUAAUAGUAAUAAUGAUAAUAGCAGCAACAAAUACUGUUCCCCCCCAACAGACCCCAUGAUUAGGUAGGAAUCUGCUCCAUGUAAAUAGUAAUAAUAGUAAUAUAAUAAUAAUGACAGCAACUCGCCCUUCAGCAUCAGGACCCCCAAGGCAGGCUACCCUAAUUUAAAAUCCAAUACUGUAUUGAAAACAAUUAAAACAAGUCACAGGAAUAGGGUGGGCCGUAAAGCUCCCAUCUCAGGUGUCAAAGGUCAGGGUGGACCCCUCUUUGCCUUCCACUCGCUCACUUGAGUGGUGAUGGUGAUCCUCCAAUAUCUGCUAGAACCCCCUUGGAGGUUGUCCUCUGCAACUUGUCAGUCAAAUGGCAUCCCCUUCCCUGCAGAUAGGCCCGCUGGAGUCUGCACUCCCUGUCAGUAAGAGGGGUUUCUGCUGCCCCAGAUGAACCCUCUAUUCUCCCCCUCAGUUAAGUGAUAACCCUCCAAUAUCUACUGUGAACCCCCUGGUCCCUCCCACCAAAAACCAAACAGCUGCUGCCUCACUAGGGAUUCCCCUUUCUUCCCCAUCAAUUAAGUGAAGACCCUAGUCUAAAGGCUACGGAGAGAGUGGCCAGUCAUAUCCCUUUCCUCUUGGGAGUGUUGGCAAGCUGGUCAUGACCACGGGUGGCUACAGACCCUAACUUUGAGGGCUCACCUCUUUCUCUAGGUGGGGGACACCGACCCCAAGCUGAAGGAUGAUGACAGUUGGAUUGGUGUCGUCCCAGUGGGCGAGGAGCAGGCGGAUCUCCCACGAGGCAGCAAGGAAGAGUCCUUUACCACUGCUGUGGUCAACAAGGUGAAUCUCCUAUUUUCCCUCCUGUUGCUGUGACCCAACCUCCUUCUUUUGGGGUAGGUUCCUAGGAUGCUGCAUAUACGGAAUCAGAUGACCAUUGGUCAAUCCAGCUCAUUAUGGUUCACACUGACAGGCCGCAGCCCUCCUGGAUUUCAAAUGGGAGACUUUCCCAGCACUACUUAGAAAUGCUGGGGAUUGAACCUGGGACCUUCUGCAUGCCAUUUUAGCUUUGUUUAGAGCAGGCAUGGCCAAACUUGGCCCUCCUCCAGCUGUUUUGGGACUACAAUUCCCAUCAUCCCUGACCACAGGUCCUAGCUAGGGAUGAUGGGAUUUGUAGUCCCAUCUUGGAAAAUUCAGUACAGGUGAAAGAGAGCAAGUGCUUUUUCACGUAGCGCAUAGUAAAGAGGGUUCGAGAAAUUCAUGGAGGAGAAAGCUAUCAGUGGCUACCAAGCGUGAUAGGCAUGCUGCAGUUGGAAUACCAUUUUCUGCAAACCACAGGAGGGGACAAUUCUCUUGUGCUCAGGUCCUGCUUGCGAGCUUCUUGAAGAGGCAUCUGGUUGGCCACUGUGGAAAUAUGAUACUGGUCUAGAUGGGCCAUUGGCUUGAUCCAACAGGCUCUUCUUACAUUCUUAUUUGAGUGAGGGAAAAUUGCUGUUUCUCAAGACAGGGUCAGCAUUGAACAUUUAACUAUAUGGCAACCCUGUCAGUAGUGAGGUGUUAUGUAACACAUUCCUCGGAUGUGUCCCCCAGAAUCGAGUACUUCUCAGAUUGCUGGAGUUUUAAACAUUCUUGUGUUUUGAGAUACAUUUUCUCGUGUGUUGCAAAGGCAGCAAGAGACUAUCGGUAUAAGGCACGGGUGAGGAACCUCAGGCUUGGGAGCCGAAUGUCGCCUUCCAGGUCUCUCCGACUGGCCCUUGAGACUUCACAAAGCCACACCCCUCACUGGCCCCAUGUCACACCCUCCAGAAAUGCUUUUGCCAAGCUGGAAUUUGUCCUUGAGCUCCGAUCAUGCUUCUUGCUUGCCUGGGUUGAGUAUAGUACUGUAUUGGCCCGAAUAUAAGCCGCACCUGAAUAUAAGCCGCACCUUUAAAAUUCAAAGGGGGGGGGAGAAAAGAAAAAGGCAAUACCCGAAUAUAAGCCACUCCCUUAAAAUUCCGCAGGCACUCACACCCGUUCCAUGUGUCAGUUUUAGCAGUGAUAUCGUAAAAAAGCCAGUUUUUGUAAGGUCACGAAUUUAAGCCACACUUUAUCUUUUCAUGGUCGGAAUUUGGGGGGGAAAGUGCGGUUUAAAUUCAGGCCAGUACGGUAUAUAAAAACUAGCCUACUUUAUCUCUGCGGUUUCUCCCUCUGCAGAUGAAGCGUGCCCUUGUCUUGGGGGCCUCGGCUUUGCUCAUCCUCGCGCUGAAUCAGAAUGCCAUCCGUGAGGUGAGCAGAACCCCUCCCUCUUCCUUGUCCUUCUGGCUGAAGGGUGGACCUCAGUUGGCCUGAAAGAGCCACCAGCCCUCCCAGCGGCCCCUUUAACCUCUCGCUUUCCUCUUCCCUGCUGCAGCUGGAUGUCUCCCAGGUCCUCUCCAAGCCUGUGAUUGUUGUCCAGACUUCAGAAAACGUUACCAAGCUCCUUGGUGCAUUGCUACGGUGAGACUGGUUGGGUUUUGGGAAGUGCAGGAGAUCCUACAUGAGGUUCCCAUUGCUGGCUCGGGCAGGCAGGUCAACGUUGGCUUGUUUUACUUUCUUGAAGGAUCCGGAGCAGCUGAUGAGAGCAAUUUAAAAGCAAUGGAGAACGUUGCUAAAUUAAGAGAUGAAGCAGGAAAUGACAUCAAUAGGUGCCAUUAUCCUUCCUCCCAUCCAUCCAAUCACAGCAGCAGAGAAAGCAGAAAGCAGCUUCCUAGAAAGCAGCUGUCUUGGCCUGGCAAUGCAAAAUGAUUAGGGAUGGAGCCUGGCAGGCAUCUUUGGGGAAAGGCAACCCCAUCAUCCCCACAGUGCUCUCUCACAGAGAGAAGCUCUUUGCACCUUUCCUCUGUUCUGAGCAGAAGGAUGGGGUUGGUGUCUCUUAUGCAUUGAGGAUUUUCCAGGGUAUUUUUAAAGAGACCUUUUGUGGACACCCUUUGAGGUCCUGGCAGACAUACUGGUGCCUGCAGGGGCCGCAUUGGCGACCCCUGAUCUGACAAUUCUUAAUUUUCUUCUUAAUUUUUGCCCGCAGAGGUCUUCGGGCAACAGCAAAGAUAACAUACCAGGCGGUGCUACUGGAAAACGUGGUAUGUAAUCCUCAAGGGAAAUGGGAGCUUAUCUUCCAGUUGGCACAGUACAUAUUUAAACCCCCAAUUCCCCCAUUGUUCAGCAGGGGAACAAGAUGCGUGGGUGGGUCAUCCAAUGGGUUAAAUAUUUGCUAUCUGUCCUCUUGCCUGUUGGGUGCCUCCCCUUUGUCUGUUUCCAUUAUUGGACUUCAGCCUGAAAACUUUCUCUCUGUGUGUGUUUCUUCUUUAUAAGGGAGUGACCUUGACUUUGUGGUCAACCUGUGGCCUGUCCCGGGGCGGUCUCUAUGGAGAGUGGCAAGGAGUCAUCUGCACAGGAGAGAACAGCUCGAGAGUCCAGGUUGGUACCCCUUGCUGGAUCGAAGGCGAUGGGUAUUCUUGUUAAAACCAUAUUGAUCCCUGCGCCAUAGACAAAUUGGGCCAACUGCUCUGUGAAGGGCCUCCCUGCCCAGGAAAUGAAAGCAGCAGUCGUCUACUAUAAUUAAGAUUAAUUUGUUAUACGCCAAUGGCAAAAGUACUGCACAAAAUGAUGUGCAGGAAUUUCAUUUUGUGACACAGAGACGGGGUAGGGCUGUAGGUGUGUCUUUAAAAAGUACUUGCAUUCAGCUCGGACUCUCCUGGGAAAAAUGGUUUCCAAGAGGAUAGUGAGAGCAAAUCUUGUAUUCCGUUAGUGUCUUCCCACCCCAACUCAUAUAGGAAGUAUGUAAGAUCUGUUCUUGCAUCAGCUGUUGCAUGCUUUCCUCUCUCUUUUUUAAACUGGCGCUUUGCAAACAUGGACCAUGUGCAUUUUCAGGGUUUUUUCCUUGCUAAAAGCAAAAAUUGUAAAAAUGAGAUGCUAUUAAAUCUUGCUAAAAUCAAUCAAUCAAUCAAUGGAGGAGCAAGCUGUUAUAGGUGGUUGGCAACACACACACACACACACACUGUCCAUUCAAGUUAAAAUAAUAUUAGCUUAUUUAACAUCUCCUAGGCUUUGCAGAUGCACACCACUGAUGUUACUCUGAUAUGAAACCAGUUUCAGAAUUGUGGCUCUCCUCAAAAGAUCUCUAGGAACGCUAUAGUUCAGCAGCAGGGCUAAAAUUCUAGAUUAAAGAUCUCCCUUCAUAGGACAAGUUCUGGGGUAUGUUGACUGGGAAAUGUUCAAAUCUGCAUUUCAACGUGCCAUGUGUUUGCAUAAAUCGCAGGCAUUUUAUAGUGCUUGGGAGUCCCAUCAGCACCUCACCUGGCUGUCUUCCAGGGAACUGCAGUAUCUCAACAGUAUUCCAGUACCCGGAAGCGCAUUGCACGGCUAUCAACGGGUGGAGUUUUUCUUGCUGUGCUGUUAAGAAAUGCCCUCGUAUUUAGUGGCGGUUCUGGUGCCCCCCCCUCUUAAAAUGAAAAUGAUGCACCCCUCUGCACCAUCGCUAUAAGAAUGUAAAAAGAGCCUCCUGGAAUCAGGCCAAUGGCCCAAUUUAAUCCAACGUCCUGUCCUCACUGUUGUCAACCAGAUGCCCAUGGAAAACAUCUUGAGCUGUAUAAAUUGCAUUGGUAGACCUGGUGCCGGGGUCAGUCCACCUUGUAAUAGACAACUGUCUGAUGCCAUCUUGGUCUACUUCCUUUCUCUCCUGACCUAGAACCGUAGUAUGUGAUGGGGCCAUACUUCUUAUGUGGGGUGUGUGUGUGUGUCCCCUCCUUGCAGAAGUAUCUCCAACAGCUGUGGAACGCCAUCUUGCUCAUUGCCUUGAUCCUGUGCACAGGCGUGAUCAUGCAGGCACAGCGACAGUCUCGGCACAGUCGGCUCGACCAGGACUCCGAGGUGAGCUUGCUCUCUGCCCUGCUCACCCCUGGCAGAAAGCUCCCAUCUGGGUUUCAGGCUGAGGCUCACCCUGGCCUUUCCUCCUGCAGCUUGAUCUCAAGCAGCACAUCGUGCAGAGACUCUCGGCGCUGAAGACUCGGCGCUACCACCCCGGGAAGCUGCCCCGGAGCUGGGCUCACGAGAUCGACAGCUGCGCCAUCUGCUUGGACCGGUUCCACAAGAACCAGGUAGCGCUUGCCGAAAGGCCGGCGCGUCUCGGUGCCUCGCAGGAUGCAGCAGGGUUUCUGUGGGAGGGCUUCUGCAUCCUUUGUGUUUUUAAAGUCUGCAUCUAGAAGCUCUGAGUGGAGUUGGAAGCCUAUGGUGUAUCUAGUCAGACGCGGUGCAUGCACAGCCACAGCCCUGCAUGCGCAAACUCUCGCACAUCACCACCUCCCGACUUGUGUGCCUUAAUAUUGCAGCUGCAACCUUUCAUAGACUUCACCGCCACAUAGAUUAAUAGAUUCAAAGGUUAUUUUAGCCACUAAAAAUGAACAUAAGAACAUUGGAAGGGUCCUGCUGGAUCAAGCCAAAUAACAGUCUGACCCCAGAUUCUUUUCUCACAUCUGUCAACCAGAUGUCUGGGGCAAGCCUGCAAGCAGGACCUGAGCACAACAGCAGAAGAUAGCCAUCGUGGCUAAUAGCCUUUGAUAGACGGAUCCUCCAUGAAAUUGUCUAAACCCCUUUUAAGGCCAUCCAGCUUGAUGGCCAUUGCUCCCUCAUGCAGGAGUGAGUUCCAUAGCUCAGCUAUGCGCUGUGUGAAGAAAGAAGUGGUCUGUCCUCAAUCAGGUAGCAGAUUUAAAAGAGAUACCCAGGUUUUCAGGGAUGCAUUUAUAAAACCUUCAGGCCGCAAGCCUCUUCCGCAGUGGUGCUUGCUAGAACUUAGUGCCUGCUUAAUGUAACAACAAAAGAAGGGUGCUGCCCGAUAAAGGCUCUUCCACCCACCCAGCCAUGAGCAAAUUUGAAAGAGACAUAAGACAGGGAACAGAUCAGACUAUUGAUCCAUCUUGUCCCCAUCUUUGACAGAGAGCAUUAAGUUGUCAAAGGCUAUCUGACCACUUAAAUCGGUUAUGCUGGGAACCCAGACCAGUGAACCCAGACCUUCUUCAUUCAAAGUUUGUGCUCUCUUACUAAGUUACAGAUCUUCCCUUAGAGUAGUUGACAAGCCCACACAAUUAACCAACUUAAGAUUUCUUUAAUCGGGUAACGGGCCCUGCUUAAUGUGCAUUACAUUGCAGUUUCUCCAUAUGGUGAUCUUUCCCUUUUUCCAAAUGGGAGCCAGUGUUUGGGGGGUGACUCGUUCCUUCUUCCCUGUCUCUAUGGGUUGAGCUCUUCAAAGUGGGACAUGCAGCUCUUGAAACUGUCUCAAUCUGCCCAACAGUGUCUCCGGGUGCUGCCAUGCCUGCAUGAGUUUCACCGGGACUGUGUGGAUCCGUGGCUCCUCUUGCAGCAGACCUGCCCCCUCUGCAAACACAAUAUUUUAGGUAAGCCCCUUUCCCCACCCACCAUGGGACCAGCUGCUGCCCAGAUCUUCCCACUUCUGCUUUUCACCAGCCACUUCUGCAGACGUGGGGCUGGGAAGGUUAAACAAACUUGGGAGCUGAAACACCAUAUAUAGACCUAGUUGGCUGCCCUCUCCCUUUCCAGUGCUCCACCUUGGCGCUGACGGACAGCAGAGAAUUGCCCCGUCUUGAGUCUUGUCUGGAAGUCGCAUCCUCUAAUCCUGGCUGCAUGGAGGCUGACAUACUUGGCAGCAAGGGAAAGGCACUCUGCAUAUCCUCAGAGGCAGUCUUUAUUAUUGCUUUACAUUUCCAGCAUCACAACUUGGGUUGAGCCCCAAAUGUCAGCCCACAAUUUGUAUUUUCAGUUCAUGCUCUCCUGUGUGUUCGCAAUGGCCAGAGAUUACUGCAGCUAGAAGAGCAACCUAGAAUUGGCUUUGGUGAUCUAGUUGCCGAGGUGGGAGCCCCACUCUGCCCUACCUACCAAGCCCAGAAUUUCACCUUCCCAUUCAGCCGCCAGAACAGGAGGAUGGAAAGCCAUAAUGAUGUUUGCUGUUACUUCCUCAUUUCUUAAGUGUGUGUCCCUUAAAAGGGGGAAGUGGCCUCCUUUCUCGGGUAGAGGAAGCAAACGCACUGAGCCUUGGUAUUGGUCGGUCUGUCUUUCUUUUCUUUAAAACAGCUUUCUCUCUGAAGGCUCAGGCCUUUUGCUCUUGGGUCUUUUUAAAAAGAACAGCAAGCAAGCAAUUGAAUUCUCCAUUCGGGGAGUUUUGCUCUUUAUCAGAGGCACUCUUCUUCUAUUUUGUUUUCUGCUGCCCAUGCCAACCGUUCAUUCACUUCCCCUCCUGGGAUCCAUCUUGCACAUCCCCCUCUCACCUCACCCAGCCCUGUGGCCCUUAGAGCAUGGUUGGGGAACUUGCAGCCCUUGAGAUGCUGCGACUCUUUACUCCCAGCCAACAUGACCCCACUGGUCACGACACCCGACACCACAAGGACCACAACUAAGCAAUAGCGGCCGGAGCACUGUCUCACCAACAGGCCUCAUGGCCUGGGGGAUCUCUGCCUUUCUAGUAAAAUACCCCCUUCUCUUUUAUUUCCCUCCCUGCCUAGGAAACUGCUGUCAAGACAGUUAGCACGACGAUUGCCCGCCUUUACGGAUCAAUCUGCUUGUAUUUCAAGGGAGAGAGCAAUUUUCCCCAGAGCGUCUGGACGCCAUGGCAGCUGCUCGGGACAUGGAGGAAAUGACUCUCUUGGAACUUGGGGCUCCUUUGAGAUGGGAAGCGUGUGUGUGUGUGUGUAAAAAUAAUAAUGUGUUUGUUCUCUGGCCUUUUCUGUGCUGGGCUAAAUCAAUUGCACCAUUGGUGGAGCAUCUGUGCAGUAUGAACCUGGGGAGGAGGGUGUAUGUGUGUGCUGAGGUUUUUUUGAAACUCUGCUUGUACCUUGUUUUGCCACCUUGCAAGUCCCCCCCCCCCUUCCCAGCUUGCACUGUUCCUGAUGAGCAGAGGCUUCGCUUGCUUAGGGUUGGGGAGGGUGGGGAAUUUGAAAUGCUUGCUUUAUUUAUACUAACUUAUUAGAGAGAAGGGGCUGGGCAAGACUGCAGGGGGUUAUGGAGGGGGCCGCAGAGCCCUCUCCGGAGAGCGUCGCGGCACUCGAGGCACUGCUGGAGUGUGUAAAGAGCCACCUGUACUAAUAAAAAGACGGGGGGAAAUCUAAGCAACAAGACGCUUGACUCAGCAGCAUUCCAUUGCGAUCCCGCCUUUUCCCCUGCCUAGAACAUUCCCCUUGGCGAUGGAAGGGCUACAGGUGGGGCAGCCUGACCCAUACUUGCCUUGCAGGGGCCUCUGUCAACAGGGGGAGGAGACAGCAGGGAUCCCUUGGUGGGACAGAGGACUGUCCUGAGCACAUCCCAGGGCUGCAAAUAAGUUGAGAUUCUGUUUGGGGUGGUUGUUGUUUUUUUAAAACACUUUUUAGAAUAUGAUCCCCCUGCACGAACCCCCCAGGUUUAGUUGUCUCAUACCGAUUGAUUGAUGUCAUAAUUUUAUUGCACAUGGUAUUAUUUUAAUUAUGUCCACAACUGUAAUUAAUGGAAGCUACUUUGUUCUUGUGAAGCACGAGUUAUAAGGUUCAGAAAUACUGUAAAAUAAUUCUAGGAAGCCUCAAUCAAGGGGGAACUGGAGGCAGUCGAUGCAGCUGGAAGGCAGAGGGGCUUAGGAGGCCUGUAGUUGCAGCAAACAGGUUUAGAAACAUGCUUUUAAAAACAACAACAUUGAGAUUCUCCAGAUGUUGAACUCCAUUUACUCUGCUUUUUUGCUGUGUGUUCUUGUCUAGAAUCCACACACAGCCUUUAGCAGGGGAGAGAUCUUGGCCUUUCCCACCCAAGUUAAGACGAAGAGCACCUGGCUUUACCCCCCCCCCCCAGGUCAGAAAAGGAGCUAAGAAAAAUUGGAAAUCUGCGUUACAGUGAUCUGCUUCUUUUCUGCAGGGGAUCCUUGACUGGGUCACUUCCCCUCUGAGGAUCCCCUCCACCACUUCAUUUCCUGUUGGAAGAUGCGGGAGAGCUAAACACACAAAUUACUUUAUCUAGGGAGAAGUUCCACUGGCCGCAGCCCCUCCUGGCCAUCACAGUUGUGACAUGUAUAUUGCUGAGGUUCUGACUCCCACCUUCCUAGUCUGCUUUUGGUCCAGUCACACUUUGAGAACCUUCCUCACCCUGCCAAAGAAUGCCAGUUCUGUGCUCAGGUGACCAUCCUACCACAAUGGACUGGAUUUCAGGGGAAAGAAGCUAAUAUCCUCUCUUUCUCGCCUCUCUGUCAUUUACAAACUGAAAUUGGUGGGGUGUUUUUGGGAGGGAGGUUGAUUUUUUAAAAUGGAAGCCAAAUUCCCCACGCUAUUGUGGGGGUUUUUUUGCAGGGAGGUUACUACACCUGGCAACUCAGAGCAGGGCAAAAGACUCAGAAAGAUGGUUCCUGCAUCCUUGCCACAGUGAACUCAUCAAUUACCGAUAAAGCCUUUGGUGAGGCUCACCUGGAGGGGUCACCAUUGCAAAGGUGCAUGACCACCUGAGCACAGGAACAGUAUUGCACCGGUGAUUAUUUGCGGCCCGGGAGAGGUCCAGCCAUUUGGUCUCCCUUUGCCGCCGCCCCCCCCCCCCCCUUUUGCUUUGGAAAUGUGGCAGCCUUCUGAACUUGCUCUGCAGGGCCUUUUUAUUGUUAUUUCUGGUGUUUCCUGUUGCAACGGGCCGAGUGGCCUGGGGUCCUGCUUUUCCCUUUCCCCCGGGCGUGGGCUCGGAUGGCUUGUUCCUCAGAGGCGAAGAUGAAUGCCGCUUUCCGGGCGGCCUCUCCCGCAGACGGCUUUGACUGCUGGCUUCGGAAGGGAGAGCCGUUCUUUGAGGCAUUGCGGGUGCUCUUAGAUCUGUGUGGGGCUGGGCUCCCUGGGCUCUUGGGGCUGGCAGGAGGCCUCAGCGCUGCUCCCUGGGCACUCGUAUGUGCGGGAUGCCUGCAGAAGGAGCGGAAGCAAAGAGGGGGCUGAGGAAGGGCCUUUCUUUGUUCAUGGUCGGAGGAUGCUUCAAACCAGAACGCUCACCUGGUUGGCGUGUACGUCCCGCCGUCUUGGGGAGAGGACAGAUUCCACAGCUGGGUUGGAGGAACAAGCUGCGGCGAGGGGAGUUCUAUAUUAGAUUCAGGUAUGGAUGACACCUCUGUUUUACUUAUUUAUACAGUGGUACCUCUGGUUAAUUGGGACGUGGGUGGCGCUGUGGGUUAAACCACAGAGCUUAGGGCUUGCCGAUCAGAAGGUUGGUGGUUCGAAUCCCCAUGACGGGAUAAACUCCCGUUGCUUGGUCCCAGCUCCUGCCAACCUAGCAGUUCGAAAGCACGUCAAAGUGCAAGUAGAUAAAUAGGUACCGCUCUGGCAGGAAGGAAAACGGCAUUUCUGUGCGCUGCUCUGGUUCGCCAGAAGUGGCUUAGUCAUGCUGGCCACAUGACCUGGAAGCUGUACGCUGGCUCCCUCCGCCAAUAAAGCGAGAUGAGCGCCACAACCCCAGAGUCGGCCACGACUGGACCUAAUGGUCAGGGGUCCCUUUACCUUUACCUCUGGUUAAGAACUUAAUUCAUUCUGGAGGUCCAUUCUUAACCUGAAACUGUUCUUAACCUGAAGCACCACUUUAGCUAAUGGGGCCUCCCGCUGCUGCCGCGCCAUGAUUUCUGUUCUCAUCCUGAAGCAAAGUUCUUAACCCAAGGUACUAUUUUUGGGUUAGCAGAGUCUAUAACCUGAAGCGUAUGUAACUUGAGGUACCACUUUAGCUAAUGGGGCCUCCCGCUGCUGCCACGCCGCUGGAGCACGAUUUCUGUUCUCAUCCUGAAGCAAAGUUCUUAACCCAAGGUACUAUUUCUGGGUUAGCGGAGUCUGUAACCUGAAGCGUAUGUAACCCGAGGUACCACUGUAAAACAAUUUAUAUACAACCAACCCCCCAAUUUGCGCCCAUCGCAAUGGCUCUUCCCAUUUUGGUGUUACCUUAGGCCCUUCCUGCUGCGCUGCCUCUCUCAUUUUGGCCACUGCGGUUCGGAGGCGCGAGUUCUCUUCCUCCAGGAUGCUGAUACGAAUGUUGUUGGCCUGCAGCUGCUUGCCCAUGUCCUCCAUGACGUCCCCAGUGCCUGUGACAGAGCCAGCGAGGAUGGACUGGGCAUCACGGGCUCACAGCAUUGAAACAGGGGUGGGUCAAGACCGGACCCUCAACUCAGCAACCUCUUUCUCUUCCCUAAACUAUCCCUUUCAGAUUACUAAGGAGGCCUUGGCCUGCAACAGGAGCCCAUCUGGACACAAGAAGGUUCCUCAUAGUGAGUUAGACCAUUGCCCCAUCUUGCUCAAUAUUGCAUACUCAGGCCGGCAGCAGCUCUCCAGGGUUUCAGGCAGGAAAGCCCUGGAAACUGAACCUGGGACCUUCUGCCACUGAUCCUGUUAUUUUUGUUUAGGGAAACAGUUUUUGCUAAAUGAUAGGAGACGUUACCUAAUGGUGAGAGGUAUUGGCCAUGACAGCUGUGGUCUGCCUUUGAAUGCCAGUGACUGAAAAUCACAGAUAGGGAGAGAUGCUCAGGUCCUUCUUACAGGGUUCCCUUGGGGGCAUCUGGUUGAGCACUGCAGAAUCAGGAUGUUGGGACCAGGUGGGUCCCCUUUGGCCAGAUCCAGCACCCAGACUCUGAUGGUGUUCUUAGGUGCAACUUCCAAGCCCCUCCCCUUCCUCCCAUUAGCUCCUCCCCCUGGCACAGGGGACCUCCCUUCCCUUGGCCUCCUUACCUUCAUACUGUGCCUCGACAGGGAUGUGAAGGUCCGGGAAGAGGACCAGCAGCCUCUCCCUGUCCUUCAACUCCUCAAUCAGCUCUUUCAGCUCAGAGACGGUAGUCUGCAGCUCAGACACACGCUGCUCCAGGCUCAGCUUUUCCUUCUGCGCUCGCUCUGUCUGCUUCUGCAGCGAGACAGAUGGGAAAGGAUGCUCACUUUUCUUUGGACUACGA